AUGUCAGAUUUUGAAAUUGGCGGCUUUGGUGCUAAUGUCAGAUUGCAUGAUAGCGUGCGUUCUGCCCGCCGCUCAUCUUUUUCGGUCUUGCAUUGUCUCCGGCAGGUCCAUCACCAACGAGAGAUGUCCACUGAGGACUCGACAGGGACAGCCGCAGCGGGGGGCCCCUCUCUCGUCAUCGACAAACAGGUGGAGUUUCUUCUAGAUGGGCUUGGCCAGAUUCAGGAAGCUGAAAAUCACACUACACUGCAGGUAUCCGUAAAACCAGCUGGCCUAGGUCUAGCCUUCUCGCUCAUCGAAAAGUGCAUGUGA
Messenger RNA from Colletotrichum lupini, 312 nucleotides. RefSeq lists its product as uncharacterized. Lineage: Eukaryota; Fungi; Ascomycota; Sordariomycetes; Glomerellales; Glomerellaceae. The coding region runs from base 1 to 312 and encodes 103 amino acids. The transcript is spliced from 5 exons. The record is from RefSeq and is a predicted model, not a curated record.